Molecule: messenger RNA, 348 nt
Organism: Nannochloropsis gaditana CCMP526
Product: thioesterase family protein
Exons: 1
Biological process (GO): acyl-CoA metabolic process
Molecular function (GO): fatty acyl-CoA hydrolase activity
Source: RefSeq, a predicted model, not a curated record
AUAGGAUUAGACUUUCGAGCAAUCCUAAAUUGGAUCGCGACAUGGAGAUGACGGGGCGAGUUGUAUGGACAGGGUCUUCAAGCAUGCAGAUAGAUUUAGAGGUGCAUGCAUUGCCUGAUGCCAAGCCUUGGAUAAGUGCAUCCUUCACAUUUGUAGCCCGGCACCCUCAGACGGCUAAAGCAACGGCCAUCAACAAGUUGAAGCCGGAGAGUGCCGCAGAGAGGGAAACAUUCUCAGCAGUGGAACAAAAAAAUCAACGCCGUAAGACAGUGCGCAAGGCAAAAGGGACAGAAGGCAGCCCGUCCCUAAAAUCGGGAGCGGUGGACGUAGAGACCAUGAUAAAAUUGU